Messenger RNA from Prunus dulcis (almond), 1644 nucleotides. RefSeq lists its product as uncharacterized. The record is from RefSeq and is a predicted model, not a curated record. Bases 352 to 1299 code for a protein of 315 amino acids. NCBI's taxonomy places the organism in Eukaryota, Viridiplantae, Streptophyta, Magnoliopsida, Rosales, Rosaceae. The transcript has a single exon.
GUGUCAACAGUUGGAGACCCUACCUGCAAUGCAAUAAUAAAUACAUUUCAUUGACCCCCAAAGCUCCCAACCUUGAGUAUUUUCAUCAAGAACCCCUGACCAGUCCUUUCCCUCUGCUGCUUUUUAUGGCAAUCAAAUUAUGACCACCACCCACCAUCGUAGAGCAUGGUCUGUGACCUCAAUUCCGGCAACAAUGACCAGCCCAAACCCCACAAUGCCUCUUCCAAUUUGAUUAAAGCCUACAAGCGGCAGCAGCAGCAACACUCACUCAAAGCCCACAAGCAGCUACUAGCUAGUUGCUUCUCAUUAGCAAAUCUUGUUUGAAAGUUUGAAACUUUUGAAAACAAUCAAAUGGGUUGCUGUAUGAGCACCACCACCACUGAAAAGUCCUCAGCUUUAGGUCCUCAAAAGCUGCAGCAUUCUUUGGUGGGCACUCAAGGACCAAGAUCUGAUGAUGCCCAUGACAGCAGAGCACCACCUCCAGUAGAUGAAGAGACUGUGAAAGAAGUGCUUUCUGAGACUCCAAGGCCCAAACCAACACCAUCUUCACCACCACCACCACUCAUGCCUUUCACAAAGCUCCAAGAACACGGGCCAGAAGAUCAAGAUCAAGAAAAGAGAGCCCAUGAACCAGUCUUUGAGAAGAAAAUCAAGCAAGAAGACCCAGAAAAGAUUGAGGAGAAAAUACCAAUUUACAACAACAAUGGAGAGAUCUCAGAGGUAUCGGAGAUUUGCAGCUUGAGUGAGAGCAUGUCCACCACCACCAUUACCAGAGACGACGAUGAAGAGGUCCAUCAAAGGGUCAACAGGUCUCCGAUGAGAAUACCAAAGAACCGGGACCCAAUAGGCCGGAGGAGAGACCGGGUCGUGGGUAAGUCUCCGACCCGGAGAACCGAGUCGUCGCCGGGUCGGAAAUAUGGGCCAAAUGGUAAUAAUGGCGCUGGGUCAGUGAGAUUGGUUCAAAGCAGAGAGCCGGGUCCCGGUCAACAGCCACUGUCCCGGCGUGGGUCGAGGGCCGAGUCGAACCGGCGUGACCCGGGUGAGAGUUCGGGGAGGAGGUCCAGGUCACCGGCUACUAGGGUUACGGAUGGUGGCGGGGCUAAUAGAGCGAAUGUGGGUCGGAGCCCGUCUGCCAGGAGAUCCGGGAGGUAUCCGGGUCGGGCCGCGGUGGGUCAAGUUGAGAGUUCGGGUUCAACCCGAAGAGUUGCUGAGGAGCCUAUGAUGGGGGAGGGUAAGUGGCCCGCCAAUGAGUCUAUUGACAACCCACUUGUUUCUUUGGAAUGCUUUAUUUUUCUAUGAAUUUGGGAAAUUAAAAUGUAACUGUGACCUGAAUCACUGAAUCCUGAGCCCCAUCUUCUUCUUCCUUUGUUUUUUUGGCUUAGAACUCAGUCAGAAGCUAAGAACUCAACUUGGAUUUUCUGGGAUGUUUAGAUUAUGUAAAUAAUGGUUAUGUCAAAGGUCAAUAUGGGAAAUUGAGGUACGAUUUUGCAAUGUGAUUAGGCAACAAUGCCACUGGUGUCAGUUUGUAAUUGUAUGGAUAGUUGGAUACGUCAUCUGCCAUUAAUUGUGGUCGUCUUAUUUGGAUUUAUUUUCCUUUCUUGUACUAGUUAGUUUAUGUAAAAGAUGAUGCCUUUGCUUUGCUGA